Messenger RNA from Betta splendens (Siamese fighting fish), 834 nucleotides. It is a transcript of the gene rbpjl, whose product is annotated as recombination signal binding protein for immunoglobulin kappa J region-like. Gene Ontology annotation, molecular function: RNA polymerase II cis-regulatory region sequence-specific DNA binding; DNA-binding transcription activator activity, RNA polymerase II-specific. The transcript has 5 exons. The coding region runs from base 1 to 750 and encodes 249 amino acids. The record is from RefSeq and is a predicted model, not a curated record. NCBI's taxonomy places the organism in Eukaryota, Metazoa, Chordata, Actinopteri, Anabantiformes, Osphronemidae. Gene Ontology annotation, cellular component: nucleus. Gene Ontology annotation, biological process: regulation of transcription by RNA polymerase II.
AUGACUCAGCAUAUCAUGACCCAGCAUAUCAUGACUCAGCAUAUCAUGACUCAGCAUGUGAUCCGUAAGGUCAACAAGCAGCACGCCGUCCUGGACGUGGACGAGCCGGUCUCUCAGCUCCACAAGUGCAGCCUCCAGUUCAGAGACGAGCCCCACGCCUUCCUGUGUCUGUGCAACGACGCCAUCGUCCAGUACCGAGCUCAGCCCAGUCUCAGAGAACCCAGCAGAGUGGUUCUGAGCGACGGCGCCUGUUGGACAUCAUUGGAGGUGAAGCGGUGGAGUUUCACCUUUAAACCAGGGUCCAGCCUGCGUCCAGACACCAGUCAGUCCCGUUCCCAGUUAUCACUGUUUAGAGGUGGAGGACACGUCGCCACGCUGGAGGUCAGUGGAGAAAACUUCAGUCCUCAUCUCAAAGUGUGGUUUGGAAACACGGAGGCCGAGACCAUGUUCAGGUCUCCUAAGUCCCUGCUCUGCGUGGUUCCGGACGUCUCCGUGUUCAGGGACGGCUGGCGCUCUCUGCGGCGCCUCGUCUCCGUCCCGCUGGCUCUGGUCCGGUCCGACGGCCUCGUCUACCGCACCUCCUUCAGCUUCAGCUACAGCCCGGAGCUCCACCCCCCUCCGAGCGUCCGAGCGGCGGCAGCAGGAGGCGCAGACGGAGGAGCAGACGUGGGUCCAGACGACGACGUCCUGCUGGAGAGCAUCCACCAGGAGUUCACCAGAGCCAACUUCCACCUGUUCAUGCAGAGCUAGAACCGGGCUUUAGUUCUGCUCCGGUGGAAAUGUCUGUUUGUCCAGAACCAGCGUCAGAUAAUAAAGAGCUUCUUGAAAUCCUAA